UGUUUUCAAUUGACAGCUUUUUAAUGAAUGCUUAGGGGAUUCUCAAUAUCUGUGAAGCGCAAAUAGCUUAAAAUGUGUGACAAUUUAGAAAGGAAGUGCUUCCUUUCGAGCCAAGUUAGCAUUUAGGUUAGCUAAACAUAGCCAUAGCAUAACGAGCCGCUAACUCUCCUCAGGUAUGCAACAAAAGAAAGCUUCUAAAAAACAUAAAGAGGAUUUUAAUCGAGCAGCACCACAUCCGCCUGAAUGAUGACCGAGAGAGCCAGCAAAGACAAACCCAGGCGGAGUCUGUCAUUGUCAAAGAGUAAGAAGAAAGGCAACGUCAAUGCUGGGAUUACUGCCAGUGCUGCCACCACAACUCCCAUCACCUCGUUCUUCAGCAGCCAGCCUCCACCCAAGCUGGCCUGCCCCCUGUGUGGCCAGUUGGUACCAAGAUUCAAGAUCAAUGAGCACAUUGAUUUUCAAUGUCAGAACUUUGAGAGAGGAGACUGCAGUGCCGCCUCAGCAAGUAAUAGUGUUGUGCAAAGCAUCCAGCUGUCACCCAGGAGGAGUCCCCCAAAGUCUCCAGAGCUGGAUGCAAAGAGGGAAGAAGAGGUUAAAGACACGGAGACUAGUCCAUAUUUUAAAAAGAAUAACUCUCAGCAGGCACCACGGGAGAUAAAAAGUAAAAGCGUGGUCAGGAGGAUUGAUCUGGGAAGUCUCUCCUCCAAGUUAUCAAGAAAAUGCCACAAGGUACCUGAGAGGACACAGACUGUGGAUGCGGCAAUGUGUCCUGAAAAUGAGACACUCAACAGCUCACAGAAAGAAAAUCUCCUGAUUCAGAGUUUAGAGGACAAAAAAGACAGUGUGGCAGUCACUGACUUUACUGAAACUUGUGACAACACUACAACAGAUCUAUCAGACAAAAGAUCUAAUCUUGAACAGAAAGCAUCUAAAUCAGAGACUUUCCAAAAAGUAUUGACACCAAAGGUGCGCUCUUCUCCCUCCAAACUAUCAAAGAGAAAAAAGGGAACAUCUUCCUCUAGCAGGGUGUCUGUUUUCAGAAAGAAAGCAAAAUAUGAGGGGAACAGCAGGGAGGGAACGUCUCGUGAGAGUGUAGCAGAGACGACUAAUAGAGACCAGCUUGAAACAAAGGUUCCUUCUUCCACUACUUGGGACCCCCCUCCAAGUUCAGAGGAAACAUCUAAGAAAAGUGGUGCAGCGAUCAAUAGUGAUUCAUUGGCAGAGUCUGGUGCUGAAAACAUUGCUAGUGACCAGGCUGUCGAGAGCUCUCAUCCCCCACGGCUUCCCUACUACCUCCGUAACUUCAGGACCGUACUACAGGCCGUCCUGGAGAACAAGGACGAUGGGUCAUUGUUUAACCAGGAUGAUAUGUCACUCGUACAUGCAUUUGAGAACCUCUCAGUGAUGGGACAGAAGCUCUAUGUGAGACUCUUUCAGAGGAAACUGAGGUGGCUCCAAGUGAAUAAACUGGAUUAUGAGGAGAUCUGCAGUGAUCUGGGACCCGUUGCUCAGGAGCUGGUCCAAAGUGGUUUUCUACAAUCGGAAAGCGACCUUCAGGAUUUGGGGGAGGCCCUGGAUCUCCUUCCUGCUCCUGAGCUCAAAGCUCUGGCUAAGACUUUUCAUUUGGGAAACUCUGGGAUUCAGAAACAGCAGCUAGUGGACGGACUUCUCCGUCUGAGCAGGCAAAAGUCCCUCUUCUCUCAGACACCUGCUCAAAACAACAUCGGGACUGUCAUCCUAAAAAGGGCAAAGCAGCUCGCUAGUUCCUGCGUGCGCCUGUGUCGUGGUCCUCGGGCUGUCUUCUCUCGCAUCCUCCUCCUCUUCUCUCUGACGGACACCAUGGAUGAGGAGGAGAUAGCGGCUGGCGGGCAGAGCCAGCUCUUCACCAUCCUGCUGGUAAACUCGGGACGCCUGGCCUUCCCAGACUACACAGUGCAGCGUAAAGCCAAGGUGUUCCAGGACAGAGAGGAUCUUAUCAGAUAUGAAGCAUCUAUGCGAGCCCUGCUAGAGAUAGUCACAGCGAUGCAGGGAGGUCAGUGGGAAGAGGCCAUGGAGCUUUACACUGCUGCCAAAAGUGCCUGGCAGGAGCUGAGGAAAAACCAUGACCUCAGUCACCAGCAGCAGCUGCCUGUGUUCCUGCGCAGCUUCACUGUAGGAUGGGCUUACACUCGGAUCUUAUCCAGAGGGGUGGAGAUCCUGCAGAGGCUACGUCGCUAUGAGGAGGCUGUUGAGGAGCUGCGUUCUUUACUGGAACAGUUUGUUUACUGUCCUGACAGUCGAGGACGAUGGUGGGACAGAUUGGCGCUAAACCUUCACCAGCACCUUAAAAAACCUGAGCAAGCUAUUUGUGCCAUCAGAGACGGGCUCUCAGACCCUCUGGUGCGGACUGGACAUAAACUCUCUCUUCAUCAGAGAGCUGUUAGGAUGAAAGAGUCUGCCAGCUUGAAGAAGUAUCGCCUGCAACUAAAAGAUCUGCCCACUAUCCACGUCCAAGAUGUCACACAUGUGACCAUCAGGGGGCAGCUGUUCCCUCAUGAGGGGGGCAUGGGUAAAUCCAGGUUUCUUAUAACCGUAAAUGGAGAGGGAGAAGAGAGUGCUGAUGCCACAGUAAUAUGCUCUGUGGAAGAGCUGUCUUUGGCACAUUACCGCCAACAAGGCUUUGACCAAGGGAUCCAUGGAGAGGGCUCAACAUUCUCAACAUUGUUUGCUCUGCUGCUAUGGGACAUCAUUUUUAUGGACGGUAUUCCAGAUGUUUUCAGAAAUCCAUACCAGACAUGUCCACUGGAUCUUUACACUGACUGUUUCUAUGAGAACAGAAAAGAGGCGAUUGAUUCUCGUGUGCAGUUACUCAGCGAGUCGUCUGUGGAGACUCUGCAUGACAUGUUGGAAGAUGUCUGGACCUCUCAGGAGAGUAAAGUGUGUUCGCUGGUCAACUGGGAGCGUUUCUCAUCACUUCAACAGGCACAGUCUCUCGUGUCAUGUCUGGGUGGAGUGUUCUUGGGAGGGGUAAUAGCACGAAUGUCAAAAGACUACAGGCACUGCCGUGGAGGUUUACCUGAUCUAGUGGUGUGGAACACCUCAAACAACACCUACAAGUUGGUGGAGGUGAAGGGGCCCAAUGAUCGGCUGUCCCAGAAGCAACAGAUAUGGUUGGAUGAGCUGCAGAAACUGGGGGCUGGUGUGGAGGUGUGUCACGUGACGGCUACUGGGGCCAGAGGAGCUCGUCUGGAAUAAACAGACACAGAAGAACUGACUGAUGAGACUUUGCUGCUAAUUAAUCAGAGUGUGGUGAAAAUGGAAACAUCGACAGACAGAAAAAAAAAAUAUCUGUGAGCUUUUUCUGAUUCUGGUUAUCUAGAAUAGAUUUGACAUUUGUCUCAAGAACUCCAUUUAUAUUCAGUAAAUCACAAAUUUUAAUCUUAUUUAAGUAUAGGGAGUCUUGUGGCAGCAAGCAUGCCUUGUGACAUGUGGCAUUGACAUCAGGGUAACCACUCUGUUCAACAGAAAGAGGUGGAUCAUGAGAUGAAGAUCAUCACAGAGAACUGCCAGGAUCAGAAAUAGCUUUCCAACAGAUAAUCAGAGCUGAUGCAUGGCAGGAAAUGCAUCCAACAAGCACACCAAACUGAUGGUGUUUCCUUUCCUUUGGCAAUAACACUAUAUUCUCAGGAUCUUGGGUUGCCAAGCAACGACAACUCACAUUUAGUUGGCUGCUUAUAAAUUGUAUGACAGCUCUACAAGUUUGUUAUGCAAGUAAUUACUGUAAUAAUUUGCCUAUAAAUAUGCUGCUCUUAAACUGCUCUUACUCUACCAGAAAAAUUAAAUUAUAGGUAUUUAACUAGUGAUUGUUUUCAUUAUUGAUCAAGUUGCAGUUUGUGUUCUCCAUUAAUAAAAAACUGUGUAAAUUACAAUUUCCUAGAGUCCAGUUGUGGUCGUCACAUCGCUUGUUUAGUUUGAAAAAAUAUUUCGCUUACUACAACAACCAUUGCAUCGGACAAAGAAAAUCUUCACAAUUGAGUAGCUUGAAUUGGGAGUGUCUUAGUAUAUGUUUGUUUAAAAAUGACUCAAAUGAUUAACUGAUUAUCAAACCAGUUGCCAAUUAAAAAGAUAUGACACUAAACUGCCUCCGUAUGUAAAAAUGCAAGCACUGAUGUGUAC
Messenger RNA from Plectropomus leopardus (leopard coralgrouper), 4155 nucleotides. It is a transcript of the gene fan1, whose product is annotated as FANCD2 and FANCI associated nuclease 1. Gene Ontology annotation, molecular function: flap-structured DNA binding; 5'-3' exonuclease activity; 5'-flap endonuclease activity. The record is from RefSeq and is a predicted model, not a curated record. Gene Ontology annotation, cellular component: nucleus. Lineage: Eukaryota; Metazoa; Chordata; Actinopteri; Perciformes; Serranidae. Gene Ontology annotation, biological process: interstrand cross-link repair.